Messenger RNA from Cervus elaphus (red deer), 5988 nucleotides. It is a transcript of the gene RIPOR1, whose product is annotated as RHO family interacting cell polarization regulator 1. The transcript has 15 exons. NCBI's taxonomy places the organism in Eukaryota, Metazoa, Chordata, Mammalia, Artiodactyla, Cervidae. Bases 2429 to 5779 code for a protein of 1116 amino acids. The record is from RefSeq and is a predicted model, not a curated record.
CAGAGGGGUCAUUUCUUUUUAUAGUUGAUUUAUUUAAAGUUAGCUUUGUAUUGAAAUAGAAUAUUCACACAGAAAGGGUACAUGCCCUAAGUGGACAGCUCACAAUACAUUUUCACAAAGGAACACACCCAUCCAGGAUCAGGAAAUAGAACCCAGAUUAGGAAACAGAACAUAAUCAGUACCCUGUCAGCCCCCUUGUGCUCCCUUCCAGUCACUACUCCCCAGGGCUAGUGUCACUGCUAUUAAUAGUCACUACUAUCUAUUGACUUCUGCCACCAUAGGUUAACUGUUUUUGAACGUUAUAUCAACUCAUACAUGUAUCCUCUCUUAGUAUAUGUGCUGCCGAAGCGAGCACACAUGUAUCCUCUCUUGUGGUCUUGCUUCUUUCACUCAACCUUAUGUCUGUAGGGUUCAUCCCUGUUGUUGCAUGUAGUUGUAUAUUGUUCAUUCUUUUUUGUUGUUGUUGUUCAUUCUUUUCAUUGUAUAGCAUUCUAUUAUAUCUACCGGUGGGCAUUUGGAUAUUUCCAGGGUAGUUUUCACCUUUUAUGUGGGAAUGACUGGAACUUGUUUGAGGUUUGUGGCAAAAGACUGAAACAUCUUCCAUGGGAGGGGAGAGGGAUGGCUAGGGCGACACGUGAGGAUUUCCCACGUGGGAAACAAGAGCCUGGCUGAGGUUGAGACUUGCUCUUUUCCAGCCCAGCUGCUGUGCCAAGAUCUCUGGUGGCUCCCGCUAGCCUGAGUGCAGGUGCAGAGAAGGCAGGGGGUUGGGUUGCCCAGGGUUGGUUUCUGCCAGGUAAGGGAGUAGUCCAGAGUGCCGGGGAUAUUAGCAGGCGGGCAAGCUGGAGGGGUGGCUGCAGAUCCAGGCUGGGGAGAAGGCUGUGCCGGGAAUGUGGGAGGGAGGUGGCGGGGAGAAAUGAAGCAGAGGCAGCUUGUGAGCUUUGUGCAGGGCGAUGUCUGUGCAAUCACAGCUGCAUCUCCAGUGACUAGAGUAAGAUUGUUACUUAGUAAAUAGUUGAAUAAAUGAGCUGAGAGCUUCAGGAGGUCUCAGGUAGAAGGCAGGUGAGAUGGGGGUGAUGGAGAGAGCCUGAAAGUUGUGGUCAGUGUGGUUCUGAUUCAGGAAGGGGGGCACUCCAGAGCCAGGUGAUGAGGCUGGGGUGUUGUGAUGGAGGGUGGCUGCAGGGAGCAGAGAGUGGUGGGCAAUCCACAGGAAUGGAUAGCUGCCAGAGUAGGGGGGCACAGCACUGUCUUCAAGGAGGGAGGGGGAGAUAGCACUUCUCAAGAUCCUGGGACAUCUUGCAUCUGAGUCUGUAUCUGGGGGUGGGGGUGACUGACUGUAAAUGCAGAUGCCUGGGCCCACCUCAGUCUUUUGGGGAGAAAGUAAGCCCAGGACGGCUGAAUGGAGCAUCAGGGAGCAGGAGUGUUUACAGGGUAGGGGAGCACCUAGCUCCUCUGAGGGGAUGAGAUGCCCAGUGGACCCUGGGCAUGGUGGCCUCUAUCCAGGCAAGAGUUGGAUGGGGAUAGUCAAUGGAGAGAUACUGGGAGCAAGAAAGGGCGAACAUCAAGGGGAUUCAGCCCAUGCAAGCUGGGAGCCAGAGGAUGGGGCCUCUCUCCUAGGAGGCAAUUUCUGCUGGAGAGAAGGCGCUGAUCAGCAGUGGGACCUGACCCUCUCCCCAUGGCCUGGGGGUGGAGGGAGUCCCUCAGACUAAGCACCACUUCUGUGGGUGGAGGGAUGGGGGUGGUGCACGGUGCUGUGGGACUGUCUGCCCCCAGUUCCUUCUCUUCCUUCUGAGGGCAGCAGCACAUAACAUGGGGUUGAACCUGUCGCCCACUUUCAGGUCCGCCCUUCUCAGCCUCAGGGCUGCCUCAUGCUCAGUGCCUCUCUUGUCAUCCUUCCGCACAGUCCCUCCACUCAGCACCCGCAGCCCUUACUUCUGCUCUCUCAGAAGACCUCACAUACUCAGAACCCCAUCUCUCAGCCCUCUGUACUCAGACCUCUCUCAGCACCCUCCAACAGGCGCUCUAUGAGCCCCCUGUGUUAACUACACUUAGUUCAGCCCCCACCCUGUUGUCUUCACUGUUUAUCCCUCCAUAUACACCGCCACGCUCGACUCCCCUUACCCGCACUCCAGACCCGGCUCAGACGAUCCCCGCCAGUCCCCAGCCCGAGGGGAACCCCAGUCACCCCUCCCAGAGGCCAGGGGGGCCGCGGGCCCGGUGCCCCCCUGAUCCGGCCGGUCCCGCCCCAUCCCGGCGGUCUGAGUCAGGCGGCAGGAACUGGGCGGGGGGCGGCGCCGGGAGGAGCUGAAGCCAGGAGCCAGAGUCUCUGGGAGCGAGCACGGAGUCCAGCCAGGCCGGCACCGAGGGGCCCUGGGCCGGAGUGGACUCGGGGGGGCCAGCGCGGGGGUUAGGGGGCUGUCCCGGACCUACCAUGAGCGCCAAGAAAAGAGGGAGCCCCGCGCGGACUCAUUCCAUGAUGUCCCUGUCGGUGCGGCCGCAGCGCCGCCUGCUCAGCGCCCGGGUCAGUAGGAGCCAGUCCUUCGCAGGCGUCCUCGGCAGCCAGGAGCGGGGGCCCAGGAGCUUCCCGGCCUUCAGUCCCCCGGGGCCCCCACGGAAGCCCCCAGCACUCUCCCGGGUGUCCAAGAUGUUUUCAGUGGCGCACCCGGCCCCCAAGGUCCCGCAGCCUGAGCGCCUGGACCUGGUGUACACUGCACUCAAGCGAGGCCUGACGGCCUAUUUGGAAGUGCACCAGCAGGAGCAGGAGAAACUCCAAGGACAGAUAAGGGAGUCCAAGAGGAAUUCCCGCCUGGGCUUCCUGUAUGACCUGGACAAGCAAGUCAAGUCCAUUGAACGCUUCCUGCGACGGCUGGAGUUCCAUGCCAGCAAGAUUGAUGAACUGUAUGAGUCAUACUGCGUGCAGCGGCGUCUCCGGGACGGCGCCUACAACAUGGUCCGUGCCUACAGCACCGGCUCCCCGGGGAGCCGCGAGGCCCGGGACAGCCUGGCCGAGGCUACUCGAGGGCAUCGCGAGUACACAGAGAGCAUGUGUCUGCUGGAGAGCGAGCUGGAAGCACAGCUGGGCGAGUUCCACCUUCGGAUGAAAGGGCUGGCCGGCUUUGCCAGGCUGUGUGUUGGCGACCAGUAUGAGAUCUACAUGAAAUAUGGGCGUCAGCGCUGGAAACUACGGGGCCGCAUAGAGAGCAGUGGAAAGCAGGUGUGGGACAGCGAGGAAACCGUCUUUCUGCCUCUGCUCACGGAAUUCCUGUCCAUCAAGGUGACAGAACUGAAGGGCCUGGCCAACCAUGUGGUUGUAGGUAGCGUCUCCUGUGAGACCAAGGACCUGUUCGCUGCCUUGCCCCGGGUUGUAGCAGUGGAUAUUAAUGAUCUUGGCACCAUCAAGCUCAGCUUGGAAGUGACAUGGAGUCCCUUCGACAAGGAUGACCAGCCCUCAGCUGCUUCUACUGUCAACAAGGCCUCCACAGUCACCAAGCGCUUCUCCACCUAUAGCCAGAGCCCACCAGACACACCCUCGCUUCGGGAACAGGCCUUUUAUAAUAUGCUGAGGCGGCAGGAGGAGCUGGAGAAUGGGACAGCAUGGUCCCUGUCAUCUGAAUCUUCCGAUGACUCAUCCAGCCCACAGCUCUCAGGCACUGCCCGCCACUCCUCAGCCCCCAGGCCCCUGGUGCAGCAGCCUGAGCCUCUGCCCAUCCAAGUUGCCUUCCGUAGGGCUGAGACCUCCACUUCUGGGCCCAUGGAUGAGGAGGGGGCUGUGGCCCCAGCCUUGGCCAAUGGGCAUGCCCCCUACAGCCGGACUCUGAGCCACAUCAGUGAGGCCAGUGUGGACGCCGCCCUGGCUGAGGCUUCAGUGGAGGCUGCAGACCUAGAAAGUCUAGUCCGGGGACCUAGCCCACCUGCGUGCCCAGAUCCCACCCAUGGGGAGCACCCUGCUCCUGUCCCUCCUGCCCUGGAUGCUGGCCAUUCUGCCACAAGCCCCACUCUUAGUACAACAGGCCCUGCCCCAUCUGCUCACCUAGGGUCGGCUAACAAGACCAUAAAUUCUAGCUCUCCUGAACUGCCCACCCACACCACUACAGGCUCCACCUCUAGUGCCAUAAGCCCUACCCUUAGUGCUCAAAGUCUCACUCACUCUACCACAGCUUCUACCCACAAGAUGGUGGUCUCUAUCCUCACUACCACAGGUCCUACCCCCAGUACCACAGGGCCAGUCCAGACCACCACAAGUCCCACCCACAAACCAGCGCUUGCUACCCUCACUCCUGCAGCUCCUAGCCCCAGUACUACAGACCCAGUCCAGACCACCACAAGCCUCAGCCACACUGUCACAAACUUGACACACACUGUCACAAGCGCUACCAACAAGCCCAUGGGCUCUGCUCUCAUUAUUGCAGGCCUUACAGCCAGUGCCACAGGUCCAGUGCAGACUACCACUAGCUCCACCCACGCCGCCCCAAGCCCCACCCAUGCCACAAGCCACUCCCACAUCACCACAAGCCACUCCCACACUACUGUGAGCCCCAUCCAUAUCACUACAAGCCCCACCCACACCACCACAGGCCCCACCCACACUACUGCAAGCCCCACCCACACCACCACAGGCCCCACCCACACUACUGCAAGCCCCACCUAUACCACCACAGGCCCCACCCAUACUACUGCAACCACUACUCCCAAAGCCAAGAUGUCAACUAACACCACUACACCCAAUGCCAAGGACCCAGUCCAGAACACCAGGAAUCCCACCCAUUCUGUCACAAGCCCCACUCUUAUAACUGUAAGCCCCUCCACUAUUCUAGACUUUGCCAAGCUCUCCAGCUCUUCUGCAAAUACAGACCCUCCCCACCUAGGCACUGACCCCCUAUCUGGUAGUUACCUAGCCUCCACUCCUUGCACUCAGGCAGACCCCGUAGCCCCCAGCACCUCCCAUCCAAGUCCUGCUUGUUCUAGUUGGGAGCCGCUCACAAGCCCUUCGCCGGACCCCCCAGAAGCCAUCUGUCAGAGCCCAAGUCUCCCUCCCUCACCCCUAGCCCCUUUGCCCCAGUAUCCAGACCCUGGAGUGGCCAGAGCUUCUCCGGCCCCAGUUCCAGGGGCAGCUGGAGGGGCUGGGGACAGGAGGCUGGAAGAGGCUCUGGGGGCCCUGGUGGCUGCCCUGGAUGACUAUCGUGGCCAGUUCCCUGAACUGCAGGGCCUGGAGCAGGAGGUGACCCGGCUGGAGAGUCUGCUCAUGCAGAGACAAGGCCUGACUCGGAGCCGGGCCUCCAGUCUCAGCAUCACUGUGGAGCACGCCCUGGAGAGCUUCAGCUUCCUCAACGAGGAUGAAGAUGAAGACAAUGACAGUCCUGGGGACAGUGCUUCUGGCCACCUUCCUCCUCAUCCCUGCAGUGUCUGCCUCCCCCGUCGGUCCCUGUCAGCUCCUGAGUCUCCAGCUCCUCCUCUCUUCCUUGGCCUCACCUUGAACCCACGCUAUGAACGAGCCCUUUCUGUGCCUCCCUGUGCGUCCUGGGUCCCUCAGCAUCAACCUCCUCUGUCUGGAUCCCAAUCUGCCCAGAGACCCAGGCCCCUUGGCUCUCUGUCCCGGAGUGGCCUUUGCCAACUCCCAGUUGAAGAUCUUGCGCGGCCCCUCCUCCCUCCGAUGCUGCACAGGUUACGACCCCGUGCCCCGCGCCCCUUGGGCCACAACCUCUCGCAGUCCACUUUGUGUAGGCCAUCCCGCCUGCAGCCCUACUCCCGCCCGUCCUGGCCCCAGCGAUCCUGGCGGUUGUAGCUGGAGGGGGACCUGGGCAGAUGGGCUCUGGGCAGAUCCCUGCUACCCCCUGUUAGUCCCAGCCCUUUCCUCCUUCUGGAAGCCUUCCAUGAACUUGCCUGUUGUCUGUUGUUUGUAUGUCAUCUGUUCUGUUCUGGGAUGUGGGGAGCUUAAUAAAAAUUCACUGGUGACCAGAUGAUGAUGUGUGCUCCUGGGGCGGUUGACCCCAU